Cyclospora cayetanensis is the source of this 1020-nucleotide messenger RNA. RefSeq lists its product as uncharacterized. The record is from RefSeq and is a predicted model, not a curated record. The coding region runs from base 1 to 1020 and encodes 339 amino acids. The transcript has a single exon. NCBI's taxonomy places the organism in Eukaryota, Apicomplexa, Conoidasida, Eucoccidiorida, Eimeriidae.
AUGAGAGUUGGGCCCUGUGGGCCUUGGGGGCCCCUGCCGCCUCCGCGCUGCUUCUUGCUCGUUCUGGCUCUGGCUGCAGUCACUGUAUACGGGAACUUUACUGUGAGGGCACCCCCUGUAGGCCCCACUGAGGAGGCGGAGCCCUUUGUUGGCGACAGCCGUUGGGGAAAGGCCGUGAGGCACAGGUGGGAAGACGCUUCAUAUGGUGCGUACCUGAAGGAGCAGAUACAGCGUGUGAAUGACUUUGGUUAUUGGGUGAAAGUCAUUCGCAGCGGCUUGGAGCAGCGUCCAGAGAAGGAAAAGCGGAAACAGGAACAGAGCAGCAAGAAAAUCCAUGAACCGGCGAGAGUUGAGAAAGACGACAAAAACAAAGGCCGCCGCUCGCGCCCCACUACCAAACUCGCUGCACAUGAUGAGUGGCUUGUUGCGUAUCAAGAGGACCCAUUCAAGGGUCUUCCGAACCUGCCCCUUCAGGGGUACACUCCUGGCUCAGGACACACUGAUGUAGAAACAAGGGAGGCAGUUUUCCUGCAGCAGCUUGAGGAAGAAAACGCAUUCGGAUCAUUUAGGCUCCGAUUUCAACACCUCAGGUCUUUAGCAGUGGCAGCGCAUAAGCGAGUUUUCACGGCAGAGCUCCCCGGCGCAUCUCAGGGGUCCCCCCAGGCAAUAGGGGCAAUUUCGGGGGGGCCAAGUCCAAGCGCACAGUGGGGGCUUGCUGGCGGUCUUCUUGAGAGCCCCCAGAUGCCAGAAGUGAAUCCCAAGGCUAUGCGCAUGGCAUGGAUGGAGGUCGCUCAGACCGUUUAUCUUCCAGUGAUUGAGAAGGGGCCAAGGGGAAGUGAGACGAGCCGUUUAUUCAUGGAAGAGCUGCAAGAGGCGUUCGAACUUCUAGACAGAGAGCUGGUUAUGCGCACUGCCUCCGAGUCAAGCCAGCGGCUGGCCAUGCAACAAAGCUCUGUCGCCGCCGCUGCAGCAGCAUCUGCUGCAAAUUUCUCCUCAGGUGCAGCGGCAGGCGCUACUUGA